Molecule: messenger RNA, 3350 nt
Organism: Chelonoidis abingdonii (Abingdon island giant tortoise)
Lineage: Eukaryota; Metazoa; Chordata; Testudines; Testudinidae
Source: RefSeq, a predicted model, not a curated record
UGAAAAGUUAGACACAAAUGAAAUACCUUCAGCCUCAGGGAAGACAGAAAAACUUAAACCUGAUUCCAAUUGCAGGAGCGACAGCAGGAGCAGCUACCGGAACUGAGCUCAAAGCAAAGCACUGGCCCAAAAAUCAAGGAUGUGACACUCAGCAGGAUGUCUUACUGAUGGAAUCUGAAGAAGCCAAUGGGGGAGACCCCUUUCCCCCAGCAACCAGCAGCCCUCCUGAGGAAAACCCUGAUCCUACACCAGCCAAAAGGGGACAUGAUGCCACCACUGAGUCUGUAGAGAUGAGCACUGAGCUGCCUGGCUCUGCAGAAGGAGCACAGAUCUCCAUUGCCCAGGAUCCUCUAAGGCAUCUCUCUGCUGGGGAAUCAGCAGAGAUGUGUGGCAGAUCCUCUAACCCUGUUCUGUCAGGACUGGAACAAGGAGAGAGAGAUCUAAGGCACCAGAGAGGACUCUCAGAGUGGGAGAAAGAGCCUGCAGUACAAGAGAGAUCUUUGGAAAAACAGAGAUGGGAUCAGUCUUCGAACUCUGAACAGGGAAAAUCAGCUCAUUCUGAAAGCAGUCAGUAUUCUUCCUUUCCCAACACAGUCCCACAGGCAAUAGCCACUCAUGACAAAAACCCACAGGUACAGUCUCCAGCCCUUCAGAUUGAAUUUCUUCAGGAUCAGAAUCAUUCCCUGGCAUGUCAUACUGCUGUCCUCCAGGCACAGCAUAAGGAAACCUCAAUGACAGACACUAUCCCCAUCCAGAGGGAACCAGCCACUAAACACUUCAUGGUGUGUAAAGACAUUUCAGAGGUUCAUUGCAAGACUGAGACUUUGCAUGAUGACACUAUUGGAGAUCCCCCCUUGCAGGGGUUGGAUGUAGCAAAUGGGACCAACAGAGAGCUCCCGCCAAGUACUGAAGCAAUGGCAGGGACAGACGAGGAGACAUCUCCUGGGAUGGAUGCAGUAGGCAGGAUGAAUCCCAUACCUUCUGUAGAUAAUGAUGAAAAAGUGGGAGGCUUACAGAGAGGGGGAGAGGAUACAGACUCUUCUUCUUCACAUCACCCACCCUACCCCUUAUCGGAUGACAGCCAAAGAAAUUCACAGCUGACAGGAGGAAAUGCAGAUGGAAAGAUGGUCCUGUCAUCCCAUGAGAGAGGGAACAAUGCCUUGGCCACAGACCAGAAAACAGAAGUGGCUGCUAGGCAAAGUCCAUAUGGUUCUAUAAACCUCCUUCCGGAGGAGGAGAAAGGAGCAGAUAAUGGAAGAGCAGAAGGCAGCACUGAAUGUCCAAGAGAGUGCGUCUUCCACAUACUGAAUGCUUCAAAAAACACAGAGCAGGAAGAGUGGCAGCAUGAGCAGCUAGAAUGCGGGAAGGAGCCAGAAGAGGAGGAGCAGUCGGAAGAGAAGCAGCCAGAGCUGGAACAGGAGGAGCCAGAAUGGGAGAAGCUAGAGAAGGAAGCGAAACCAGUGCACGAGGAGCUAGUAUGGGACAGGGAAGAUCAGAAGGAAAAGAGGUGGGAAGAGCUGGAACAAGAGCCAGGGAGGGAAGAGGCAGAGCAGGAGGCUCCAACACCAGCACUCAAUCCAGCGUCACCUUCUCUCUCCAAGCAAAACUGGGACCUCCAUGAUGAGGGGGAGAGCAUUUCCUCGGCUGAGGGAACAGGGCUGGCCCCUCUGCCCCAGGAAUCAUUCUCCAAAAAUCAGCAUUCUGGUGAGGAUGAACUAUCCAGCAUAGUGUUGAAGGCCUGCAUUGGAGGACCAAAUGAAGGAACUCAGCCACCUGCUGUGAUAAAGUCUGAAAGUCAGAACCUAGCGGGUGGAAGUUCCAUGAUGCACUCCCCCACUUGGCACAUCUCUGAGCACUGGGGAGACAUGAGUGUUUCUGACCCUUUCAGCUCCAUUUCUUUAAGUGGCCAAGAUUGUGAAGAAACCUGUCAGGAUAAUAGAGCCAGUAAAGGUGAGGAUGGCCAUAGUGAUGGAGAUGGAAGGACAGUCCAGAGCUUUGAUAAUGGAGGAGCCAUAUCUCCAUUCUGCAGAGAAGUAACCUCAUCUGGUGCAGGGAACCCAGACUCUUCUAGGACUCUGGACCCUUCUUCUGGUACCAGGAACUUGGGAUCUUUUGGUCCCGCAGAUCCUCAUCCUAUUGCAGAAAACCCAGCAUUUCCCAGCCAUUACGAUUUCACUCCAGCCGCACCAUCAGAGUUCAACUCGGCAGCAUCAGCGGCUGGCCAAUCUCAGGAGGAUGCUGAUGAAAGAUCGCAAGUGAGCCCUGUGGGAUGUACUGACUUGGAGAAAGCACCAGUCUCUGUACAGGACACAUCCAGACAGACUUCUUACCUGCAGGAGGCAGCUUCUAGUGAAGGAGCCUCAGUGACUACCAGCACAAAGAGCAUCCAGACUCCUCAUGGGCUGCUUACACCUGAGAAGGGCUUUAAUGAAGACCCUAUUGCCCAACUUUCCAUCUCCAAGGCUUUCAGAAUUCCCCUUUCAAGGCAGAGCCUGCCAAUGGACAGAGAUGAAGUAGAAUCUACUCCUACAGCUCCAGCUACAAUGCACCUGGAGUCAUCCCAAGCACCAAACAUGGCUCUCGCUCCUGCGAAUUACCUGGAGAAAGUCCAGAGGCACCAAAAGCCCCCAACAAGAAGUUUUGUUUUCCAGGGAAAGGAAAUGGAAGCAAGCAUCGUUCACACAGCACAACAAAACCCUUUACUUGAUGAGUCACAUUUGAGCUUAGAGGUGGAAGUGCCAGGAACAGGAAGUGCCCUUAACGCUGUACCACAGCUCCCAGAAGAAACUGUAGUCCUUGCCUCAGAGCAGCACAUACAGCCUACUCCUCCCGACUCUGACUCCAACUCACCCCUGGCUCCUGCACCUGAUGCCAACCAGUUCACCUACCCUCCAGCGCCUGCGCCCGACUCACCCCUGGCUCCUGCGCCUGAUACCGACCAGCUCACCUACCCUCCGGCGCCUGCGCCCGACUCACCCCUGGCUCCUGUGCCUGAUGACACCCAGCUCACCCACCCUCCGGCUCCUGCGCUCGGCUCACCUCUGGCCACUGUGCCUGGCGCCAACCAACUCGUCUACCCUCCAUCUCCUGUGCCCAGUUUGCCCCUGGCUCCUGUGUCUGAUGCCAACCUCACCCACACUCUGGUUCCUGCACACAGCUCGCCCCCAGCCCCUGAUGCCACCCAGGUCAUCCACCCUCUGGCUCCUGCACCUGAUGCCAACCACCUCGUCCACCCUCUGGCUCCUGUGCCCAGCUUACCUCAGGCUCCUGUGCUUGAUGCCAACCAGCUCAUCCACCCUCCAGCUCCUGCACCCAGCUCGCCCUCACUUGCCCCUGGCUCCUGCACCUGA